Molecule: messenger RNA, 1675 nt
Organism: Puntigrus tetrazona (Sumatra barb)
Lineage: Eukaryota; Metazoa; Chordata; Actinopteri; Cypriniformes; Cyprinidae
Gene: polg2
Product: polymerase (DNA directed), gamma 2, accessory subunit
Exons: 8
Coding region: 226-1557 (443 amino acids)
Biological process (GO): mitochondrial DNA replication
Cellular component (GO): cytoplasm; mitochondrion
Source: RefSeq, a predicted model, not a curated record
GAAAGAAGAAGAAGAAGUAGAAGUAGUAGUAGUGUACCGGUAAAGCACGGAAGAAAAGUAAUUUUAUCAGGCGCGCUGAACAGGCAUACAUUUUUCUAUGGACUAACGGUAAAUUGCGUGAAAACAAUAUAGCUCAUGUCAUGCGACGUUAAAUUGGAGAAUAUAUGAUGUUGCUCUGUUUUCAUUUAUACAUGCCACCUGCUAGGGAUUGAGCCCUCCGGGAAAAUGUUCCUUUAUCGCACCAGAAGGCUCCAGCUUUUAGGCGAAAAGCUCCCUUGGUAUCAGCGCAGGUUAUCUCAUUACAAUACUCUUGAUGACAGUUGUGAUAAAACCAGCCUUCUGAUGCAACUUUGCGCCGACCGUUAUUACCUUUCUCCUGAAGCUUUCCACACUAGAACCUGUACCUAUGGACCUUUAGGAACAGGAAUGAAGAAAAACAUUAUUGAACAGUGGACUUCAGCAAUACGCUCAAAAGCAUAUGUGUUUGGGAUCACUACUUCAGUGCAAAACAGAAUGUGUGAGGAUUCUGUCAGGAUUGUUAAUGUAGAUACCCUUCAAGAAAUACUCGACCAAGAAAGUUUAACUGAAAAAGAAGCAUCUCAGAAGAUUCAAACACUCAUAAAAGACAGUGCGUCUGUUCGGACGAGUCUCCUGCAGGGUGCUUUGCAGCAGUAUAUUCAGGCUUUGGAGCUUGUGAAUAGGACAUUGCCUUUUGGAUUGGCAGAGAUAGGUCUGUGCCAUCAUUCUGAUAGUCAGCAGAGACAUUCAUCUGGAUCCUCAUUUGAGGUCACAGAGUCAUCUUUGGUUUGGUUCUGUUCUCCUCGGACUUCUUCACAGUGGAUGGACUACUGGGCUCAUCAAAGACUGCAGUGGUGGAGGAAGUUUGCUUUAGAUCCUUCUGACUUCAAUAUGUUCAAUGUGAUGGAUGAGGAACUAAAAGAAGGGACAUCCCAUGGUAUUAAAAUCCUUUAUAAGUUCCCCUGGGGCUCAGAGACUCUGGAGACGGUGUGGAGCCUGGAGAAAACAGUACUGCUGAAGACUCACCAAGGAGUUUGCACAAAACUACAGUGCAAAGAUGGAAGAAAGUCUGUAGUUCCUCAUGUCAUCUCGGUCAGUGCAAAUGUGGAUCGAGGGAUGCUGGCUUACCUGUUUAACUCAUUUCAAUUGCUGAAGAAAACUGACAGCAAACAAAAGCCUCAUCAAAGAAUGGUUUUGAAGCUGCAUCCCACUUUAACCCCAGUGAAAGUAGCUUUGGAUAUGGGACGAGGCUCCAGUUCCGAGCUUAGACAGGUUUGUGAGGGUUUGUUUCAAGAGUUUCUUGCAGCGGGAAUUUCCACAUGGCCUGGAUACUUGGACUCAAUGUCAUUAUCUCUGGAGACUUUACACACAAAGUAUGAUGAGAUGGGUGUCCUCUUCACAUUGAUGGUCAGUGAGAGCACACUAAAAAGUGGCCUUCUGCUGGUUCGUAACAGAGACACCACCAUCAGAGAGACUAUGCACAUCUCAGAAAUCAAAAGCUUUCUGCUCAAAUACAUAUCUGCCUCAGAGAAUUUCUGAAUAUAAAAGGAUAUACCUUGUAAAGUAUCACAAUGCUGGAAUAUGAUAACUGUAUUGAUGUAACAGUUAGAAAAUGGAUACUCUGCUCAAGUAAAAUAAAGUGAUGUAACGGCUACAA